UUUGUUUUUUUUAUUCGCGGCUCCGAUGAAUAAAAAGCAAGCGAGUGAAUAGGGGCAAAGGAAAUCGCAGCUGGGCGAAGAAUGUCAAAUUUCUGAGCGAAAUCGUCGCGUGUUGCCCUCGAGUGAGUCAACUGGGUCCAGUUGGAGAGAAAUAUUCAUGAAAAUGGCAGCUGAGCACCAAAACGGCGACAGCCACAGCGAGCUGGACAUCGCCAAUGACCUGACCUACGAGCUGGCUAGAGAAAUAAUGCAAGCGUUGAUUGACGCCCUGAGUGAACCGGAAAACGUAAAGAUGCUGAAAGAAAUCAGAGAUGAUUGCAAAAACGACGCCCUUCGAGUGAUGGUCUACGUCUAUCCUCAAGUAGUUUCCAUCAAAAUUAAAGCGAUUGAGAAGUACGGAGUCCACGGGGCACAAGGUUUAAUUAGAUUCAUAACGCACAUAAAAGAGAUGAUGAAGCUGGACCCAGAGCUUUUGCAGCUCUACAGACAGCUCCAGGCGAAGUCGUUUUUGUUCGACAGCAGUCAACUUUCCUCCUCUGGUUCCUCAAACAAUAACCCCCAGGGGCCAUCAAUAAGCCAAGUCUAACAGCAGAUUUUAAUAUAUAUUUUUUGUAAAUUAUUUAUUCCCUGUCUUGGUUUCACUCCUGCAUUUUCACAUGACGGUGUAUUGAUGUAACUUUAUACUAAAAAAUUCAAAAUGCAUAAAAAUAACAAUGGAACCAGUAAGAUUACUUAAAAAUGUCGUUCUUGAAAUGUAGAAUUAUUAUGAUCUGGAAAAAUGUGAUGUUGAAAAUAAUUUCUGUUUAGAAAAAAUGACUUAAUUUUUCGUUACCGCUUGAAAUGAAAAAUAAAAAAGUAAUAUGCGCAAAAACGUUU
Messenger RNA from Neocloeon triangulifer, 876 nucleotides. RefSeq lists its product as uncharacterized. The coding region runs from base 158 to 586 and encodes 142 amino acids. NCBI's taxonomy places the organism in Eukaryota, Metazoa, Arthropoda, Insecta, Ephemeroptera, Baetidae. The transcript is spliced from 3 exons. Gene Ontology annotation, biological process: post-embryonic development. The record is from RefSeq and is a predicted model, not a curated record.